UACAUGAUGUGUUGUUCUGGGUAUAUGGUGGAUUAAGCAUCAGAGGAGGCAUGAGAGACAAUUAUACGUAGCAUGUGUCAUUUGCAGUUCAACCAGAUAGAUACUACACUAUCAAUAUAGACUAUUCAUAAAACACAGGGAAUAGCAUUACCUUGGCUAUGGAUAUACAGACAGGUAAGGAUAUGAAUUCCCCUUCAUGUGUCAAUGACAUAAAUGACAGCUUUGACUGAGAGAGAAGUGAUCUCUGUAAUUAGCCACAUCCAGCCUGUCUGUAGCAGCACCACCAAAACAAGUAUUAAACUCACUGUCAUCACCCAGCUCAGCACAUUUACCUCCCAAUUACUCGGUAUCAGCUCAGUCUCGCUCUUCCUCCUGACAGCUCUCUUUUGCUCAUGAGCCCAUACAUGCAUAAAAUGAUGUUGCAGUCUUUUACAGUAUUUUGCCCUAUUGUCAAACUAUUUGGAAGUAUUUUGAACUGACUUUGUAUCUCUAGAUGCUGGAUCAAAACAGGCGUCUAAAAGCUACAGAUCAUUCUACAGACCUCACAGCAUAAAUAACACACAGGAAUUCGUCAAAUCCACUGGAUGGCGCUGUUUAGCAGAACGGCCCUGGUCGUUGUCUUCGUAUUGGCGCCGCUCGGAGCAGCAACAGAUUCAGAAGAAGAGUCGCCGUCAGAGUGGAAGCAGUGGAAAGAAGCCCACGGAGUGUCAUACGAAGAAGAGAGGGAUGACACUGAAAGACGGGUCAUUUGGGAGAGCAACAGGAAACUGAUUGAGGAAAACAAUGAAAGAUUUCAGAAGGGAAUGUCAGAGUUUACUAUGACAAUGAACAAAUAUGGCGACCUGAAUCGGCAGGAGUACAAGCAGUUGCAGGGAGCUAAGAUCAAUAGCAAGACAGCAAGGAAUGGGAAGACUGUGUCUGCAUGGAAGCUGAGGCUCCAUGCUAAGAAGCUGAGAAAGUCCAGUGUGGACUAUAGGCCACUGGGAUACGUCACUGAAGUUAAAGACCAGGGCUACUGUGGGUCAUGCUGGGCGUUCAGCACUACAGGUGCCAUCGAGGGACAAAUGUUCAGGAAGACAGGCCGACUGGUGUCCUUAAGUGAACAGAACCUGGUGGACUGCUCCAGGUCGUAUGGCACAUAUGGCUGCAGCGGGGCAUGGAUGGCUAACGCCUACGACUAUGUCAUUAGCAAUGGGUUGCAAGCAUCUGACACGUACCCCUAUACCUCUGUGGACACGCAGCCCUGUUUCCAUGACAGGAGCCAAGUUGUGGCCCAAAUUAGUGACUACAGAUUCAUUCCCAAAGGAAACGUACAGGCAUUGGCUGAUGCCUUGGCAACUAUUGGUCCAAUAACUGUUGCAGUAGACGCUGACCACCCAAGCUUCCUGUUCUAUAGCUCAGGGAUCUAUGAGGAGCCCAGCUGUAAUCCAAACAACCUCAGCCAUGCUGUACUCCUGGUUGGCUAUGGUUCUGAGGAGGGCAGGGACUACUGGAUCAUCAAAAACAGCUGGGGCGCAGCCUGGGGAGAGGGAGGCUACAUGCGAAUGCGUCGGAGCAGGAGUAACACCUGCGGCAUUGCCAGCUAUGCGCUCUACCCCAUUGUAUAAAAGCUUUGUACCAUAUAAGGGCUUUGAA
Molecule: messenger RNA, 1635 nt
Organism: Electrophorus electricus (electric eel)
Lineage: Eukaryota; Metazoa; Chordata; Actinopteri; Gymnotiformes; Gymnotidae
Source: RefSeq, a predicted model, not a curated record